Molecule: messenger RNA, 2539 nt
Organism: Triticum dicoccoides
Lineage: Eukaryota; Viridiplantae; Streptophyta; Magnoliopsida; Poales; Poaceae
Product: probable inactive DNA (cytosine-5)-methyltransferase DRM3
Exons: 14
Coding region: 1-2001 (666 amino acids)
Cellular component (GO): nucleus
Source: RefSeq, a predicted model, not a curated record
AUGAGUGGCAUCGUCGUGAAUGAGCCUUUGGACAAACAAACAGGAAAAAGGGGAGGGCUUUUCCUCGCCGGGGCCGGCGCCGCCGCCGCCGUCCAAAGCUCUAAACCCUCUCCGCGGCGGCAGGGCCAAGAGGCAGAUUUGAUCGAGAAAAAUGGCUCAUCAACUUCUUUGGGCAGUCUAUUUGCUUCUGAUGAUGAAGAAAACAGUGCCCCUUCACUGCCCACAAUAGAAGCUGACCGAGAUACCGUGGAGCUAGAUUCUUUCUCAAAAAAGAGGUCGUAUUUACUGACCAAAAUGAGCUUCUCAAAGCAAGAGGUCGAUUUGGCAGCCAGUGAGUUAGGUGAGGGAGCAUCAAUUGAUCAACUCGUGGAUUGGAUUGUGAGUGCUCAAGAAGCUACAACUGAGGAAAAUGCUGAAUUUCUGCCUGCGCAAAUGGAUAAACCGCAUUCUUUGCUCCAGAUGGGGUUUACUCAACAAGAAGUAUCGUUUGCUAUUGAAGCUUUUGGUCAAGAAGCUGAAGUUGAGGAGCUUGCUGACGCAAUUUUGGCAAGACGCAUUGCGAAUAACAUUGAGCAGAAACAAGAAACUGCUGAAUUGCAGCCUGAGGUAAUGGAUACACCACUUUCUUUGCUCAAGAUGGGUUUCAGUAAAGAAGAGGUCUCAUCUGUGAUUGCUAUUUUUGGCGAGGAAGCAACAGUCGAGGAGUUGGCUGACUCGAUAUUCGCAAGACGCUUCUCAAAUACCACUGAGCAGAAAAAGGUGAAGAUAGAGUCUGAAUUUCCGGACGAGACAGAAACUGGGUAUUCAACAUCGAGAUUGAGGUUCUAUGAUGAUGAUGAUGAUGAUGCCAACAUCAGACGUAAAAAGGCCAAGCAUGCAUUUGGAGAUGACAGUAGGGCAUCAAGCAGUCAGAAUGUUAAUCAAUCUAGCCGCACUCCAUGGUUAAGUCGUUGUUCUGGGUCAAUUGCUAAUGGUUCUCUGAAGGAUGAAUGUCUUGAAAGGACGUCAAGCCCUGGUAGAAACAUCCACGGUGACCUUUUCAAACCUCCCUUCUUCCUCUAUGCAAGUCUUGUUGACAUCAGCAAAGACACGUGGAAUCAGCUCUCGAGUUUCCUAUUCAACGUGCAACCGGAGUAUCUAAACAGUCAAUCAUUCUCGGCUCUGAUGCGGAAGGAGGGUUAUAUUCAUAACCUUCCAACGGAGAGAAGGCAUGCUGCGAUUCCAAGGUCACCAAUGACGAUCAGAGAUGCAUUGCCUUUGAUAAGACGGUUCUGGCCCUCAUGGGACACCAGAAAGCAGAUCGAUGGUGUUGCUUUAGGUGUGGUGGGAACUGAACAGAUUUGUGAGAAGGUGGAGAAGGCGGUGAAAGAUUCGCGAGGAAAUCUUUCAGAAGUGAAGCAAGCGCAGAUCAUUCAUCAAUGCAAGAUGGCGAAUCUCGUCUGGACUGGUCAAGACAAGUUAGGCCCUCUGCAGCCACACCAGAUGGAAGUGAUUCUAGGCUAUCCAGCUAGCCAUACGGAUCUGCCGGGCAUAGACCCACAAGACAAGGUUGCUUCCAUGAGGUUUGCCUUGCAAACUGAUACCAUAGCAUACCUUUUGUCGGUCCUAAAGGACCGGUAUCCUGAUGGGCUGAGAGUGAUCUCUAUCUACAGUGCAAUCGGGGGUGCAGAAGUCGCUCUACACCGUCUUGGAAUUCCGCUGAGGUGCGUGGUGUCCGUAGAGGAGUCUGUGGUGAACCGUAGAGUUCUAAAGAUGUGGUGGAGAAAAACCCAGCAGAAUGGAAAGCUAAGACAACUUGAUAGGAUCCAGAAGCUAGAUACCAAGGAGUUUGAGGACCUGAUGAAAGAGUUUGGCGGGUUUGACCUCAUUGUUGGUGGGAACUACGAUGUUUACAGAGGCACAGCGAUGACGGUGGGCACAACCAUGGGAAUGGACAGCAAUCGAUUUUUUGCGUAUGUCCGGGUUGUCCAGAUGGUGAGACGGAUGCAAAAAGUUGUCUGACACACAUAGUUCUGUCUUCGGUCAUUCUCCCAUGAGGUGUGGAUUAUCAAGGACCAAUACUAACACCUUUACAAAAAGUGAAGUUUUUUUGUUCUUUGUCUUCUUGUAGCAAUAUGUCCGCAAUGAGACCUCAUCUUCAUGGCUAGUGUUAUCCUUGCAUAAUGAGCUUGUAUGCCAUAAAAAAAAAGGAUUGCAGCGAGGAAUCCGUUGAGAAGGUGCUUGGGGUUACAAGAUUGCCCCUGCAGAUGAGGUCUUUGUUAUUCUGACCAAGAUGAAGGUGAGAUGGAAGCUGUAAUCUAUCAAGCGAUGAGUUUUUUGUGCUCCUCUAGAUUUUGACUGAAGACGAGUCCAGUAGCCGGCAAAGAAAAAUUGAAACCUAUUGACUGAUGACUUUUGAUCAUGUUCUCGAGAUUUGGCUGAUAUUAUGGUGGUUUGUUGCGCCGUUGGAUAAAACUUCUGAAAGUGGUAAUUAGUGUUAGCUAAAUAUACUUGUGUGACUGUUGGGUGCUUUCAUAGUUGAUGGUAGGAAUUAAGAGCA